Lindgomyces ingoldianus is the source of this 2918-nucleotide messenger RNA. RefSeq lists its product as uncharacterized. The record is from RefSeq and is a predicted model, not a curated record. Lineage: Eukaryota; Fungi; Ascomycota; Dothideomycetes; Pleosporales; Lindgomycetaceae. The transcript has a single exon. The coding region runs from base 136 to 2589 and encodes 817 amino acids.
CUUGCAUUUUAUAAUGUCUCGUUAAGUGUCUGAUUUCAAAAAUUAAAGAUUCCUAAACCUUACUGUUCAACGAAAUCCAUCUUGUUUUGCAAUUACCCAUACAAUCUUGAAGCGCGUCAGGACUCAUUUGCUAAAAUGUUCGGAAAUACUACAUUCGAGACUGAUGCAAACAUGCCAUCCGAUGCCUCGAAACAAAUCUUCAACAUAAAAGAUUUGCCAACUAAAUCAGUCAUCCUGUAUCCUACAAGGGCCCAUAUCACCCGAGAGAUCAACAAUGUCUUACUAAAACCUGGAGCGAACGAAGUCGAGAUCUACGGACUCUCGCCUACCGUUGAUGAGCACUCGAUUCAGAUCGAAGGCCAAGGAGCUGCUACCAUUGCGGAUAUGACUGUCCAGUUCGUUCCAAACCGCGACAUUUUUGAGGAGAUAUAUCCAGACGACGAAGAUAUCUCGGACGAUGAAGAGAGCGAUGGUAGCGAGUAUCUUGACAGCGAUGACGAAGAGGAAGGCAUUAAAAAGUUAUCUAAUGAGCUAAAGAAUCUACAAUUGGGGGUACUGGAGGCCAUUGAGACUCAGAACUCGGCUACGGAGCGUUUGGCGACGCUGGAUAAGUUUGCGAAGUCUGUCACCGCUGAGCACAAUAGCCCUGAGGAAAUCCACGAGCUGCUGAAGAAAUACGAGGAAGAUCGAGCGACCAUCUUCAAGGUUCAUUCUACUGCUACGCAGAAGCUUGCCGAUCUGAAGAAGCAAAUCAAACGGAAAGGCCAUGAGAAAGAGAAAGUGGGAAAGGAAGGGAAGAAGCAAAAGGAGAAGGCCGAGAAGCAGAAAGCAAAGGAGCGACGUCGCAAGGAGCUUCAGAAAGCUGAAAAGAAGAAGGAAGUUAAGUAUGUCAAACAAGAGCGACUGCGGUACUGGGCCAAGAAGGUAUAUAAGAUAACGCUGCUGCUCGAGGGUGCAUCGCUCGAGACUCCGAGCUCCUCUCGCCGCGGCUCGAUAGAUGAGAUUACCCUCACACAAUCACCCCGACUGGAGGCAAAGGGAUCGAAAGCCGCGGAGAUAGAGGGGUCAGCCACCCAGACCCCAAUCUCUCUCCUCCUCUCAUACGUUACCAAGGAAGCUGGGUGGAACCCGCGCUACGACCUCCGCAUCUCAUCGUUACAGAAGUCUGCGACAAUCAUCUACAGAACCGAGUUCCUGAACAGGACAUCAGAGACAUGGAAAGAUGCCAAACUAUCCUUCUCCACCUCCCAGACUUCGUACCAAGGGCUUGACGAUGUCGUCCCAUUUAUGCACGCCUGGCGUAUCAAGUUGUCUCGGUAUGAUAACGGCGAUGGUGGUCUCCUCAGCGCUGAAGAAGCACGCAAAUCUCGUGCCGGAAUUAAGACCACAGAUUUCUUCAACCGAUCGGAUCUGUUUGGAUUAGACGACAACUUCAUCCCAGCCUGGCACUCUAAGAGGCCGCUCCAGGUUCAACAGGCUUCUCAAGCGGCGCAGUCAAAGCCAAAUGCUGGCGGUUUAUUCGGGGCCAGCUCCAGGAAGAGCGGAGGGGGAUCUUUCCACCCCGGUUUCGGCUCCAGCAAUCCCUACGAGCAAGCACAGCAAACGCUAGGGCCUCAAAUCCACCAAGAGACAGCACUUUCUCAUACGGAGACUCAAGUGGAGCGAGCGAAUAUCGAACUCAGCGCAGGCAUUCAGAGCGCCCGAAGAUCUAGUAGAGUCCCCUCACUCUUCGGAGCUCGAACAAACAAGAAGGAAAGCACUUCGAACAACGAGCGUGAUACCUACGACCCCACUAUUGAAGAUAUGGACGAUGAUACCGCUGACCAACCCUCCGCCAUCGAAUUCGAAGAAUCCUCCUGGGAAGAUAGCGGUUUGACAGCAACCUACGACGUCCCCGGCGUCCGCACCCUCAUCCCAUCGUCCAUGACGCGCCGCCAUAAAAUCGCUUCCCUGAAUGCAUCUAACAUCCACCUCUCCCACAUCUGCGUCCCGAAGCUCCGCUCUGCCGCCUUCCUCCGCGCUAAAAUCCGGAACCCAUCCAGCAUGGUCACGCUCCUCAGGGGCUCAGCUGGCGUCACACUCGAUGGCUCGUUCCUCGGAAACAUGAACCUACCGCGCGUAUCUCCCGGGCAAGUCUUCAAUUUAUCGCUCGGAGUCGACCCAGCGAUUCAUGUCAACUACCCCAAACCGAUCGUCCACCGCAGUACGCAAGGUAUCAUUUUCAGCAAAGAAAGUGCACAGGUCUUCACGCGCUCCGUGUGGCUCAACAACACCAAAUCGCAGCCCGUGGAACUCCUCGUUCUGGACCAAAUCCCUGUCUCCGAGGACGAGAGACUCCGUAUCGUGAUCACAACCCCCAGAGGCCUCGUCAAGGAAGGGGAUUCAGUGAAAACAGGUGUGUCGGCUAAGGAGGGAAGUAGCGGCGCCGUGUCGACGAGCUCGAGUUCGAUGUGGGGUAAUGCGGUAGCGAAGCUGAAGAAGAAUGGAGAGGUGAAUUGGACGGUAAAAAUUGAGAAGGGACAGGGAUGCUUGUUGAAACUGGAUUAUGAGGCCAGACUGCCACCUUCGGAGAAGAUUGUUCCCGCGUAAUCUACGGGUGGAAAAGGAGAGGCAGGCGGAUUCGUGGUAUUUGGAUGGGAAUAUUCCACACUUAGGAUGAGAGUCUUUAGCAUCUCAACGUUUUGCCACAAAUCAAAGCCAGGUGUACAUUCACUGCGAAUCAGAGCCUGUUCAGGAAUAUAUGACUGGUAUUUUUAUAGGAUCUGGGAUAAUUUGGACAAUACUGACAGAGAAGGAGUACUAGCACCUCCUUUAUACAUGUAGCAAUGGGUUGUUGGCCUUUUUUUUUGAAUUGUAGAUUGGAUAUUGCAUGAAAUUAGCCUACAAAAAUGAAAUACUUUGAUAGCGGCUUCCUUUAA